AUGACAGACACCGAGAGAGGCAGCACGCCCAUCGGUGAUGAAAAGGUCAUGGCAGACCAUAAAGAGCAUAUGAUGGGGGAAGUCGCCCAUGGCGCAGCAGAAAGAGGCCAACUUGCGACAGAUGAACAUGGCCAGCCCCUGGUAGAAUUUGACAAGGCCGCCGAGUCACGAUUGCGACUCAAGAUUGAUUUGUGUAUUAUCCCACCUGUUGCAUUGAUGUAUCUCUUUUGUUUCAUCGAUCGAGCCAAUGUUGGCAACGCUAAACUGGCUGGCUUCGACAAGGACCUUGGACUCGAAGGCUACGAUUACAACGCCGUGCUCUCGAUCUUCUUUAUCGCAUACAUUGUCUUCGAAAUCCCCAGCAAUCUCAUGUGCAAAUGGGUCGGGCCUGGAUGGUGGCUUCCGGGCAUCACAUUGGGAUUUGGUAUCUGUUCAGUCGCCACGGCUUUUGUUAAUGAUAUACAUAGCGCAUCUGGUGUCCGCUUCCUUUUGGGCGUGUUCGAGGCAGGAGUGCUGCCUGGAAUUGCGUACUACCUUUCACGUUGGUAUCGACAAAAUGAACUUGUCUUCCGCCUGUCAUUGUAUGUCGUCAUGGCUCCUCUCGCUGGAGCGUUCGGUGGCCUUCUAGCCUCGGGUAUCCUUAUGCUCGAUCAUUUUGGUUCUCUUCGCACCUGGCGUAUGAUCUUCGCUAUUGAAGGCAUUGUCACGAUCGGAAUUGGUGUCCUCGGAUUCUUCACGUUGACCGACCGACCUGCCACAGCCAAGUGGCUCUCCCAGGAAGAGAAGGAUCUAGCCGUUGCCCGGGUCAAAUCCGAACGUGUUGGCGCGACAGAGGUCCUCGACAAGCUUGAUGUAGCCAAGACACUACGUGGUAUCUUCAGCCCAGUAACACUAGUAACCGGUGUCAUCUUCAUGUUGAACAAUAUUACUGUUCAGGGUCUUGGAUUCUUUGCGCCAACCAUUGUCAAAACCAUCUACCCCAAUGCCUCUGUCGUGUCUCAGCAGCUGCACACAGUACCUCCUUAUGUUGUCGGCGCAUUUUUCACUUUGCUAUUUCCCUACCUCAGCUGGCGAUUCAAUCAUCGCCUCAUAUUCUUCGUGCUCAGCCCGCCGCUAAUGGUGACUGGUUAUAUCAUGUUCCUGGCUAGCGAAGACAGUAUGGUACGAUAUGGGGCCACCUUUAUUAUUGCCUGUGGGGCCUUUGCCUUUGGCUCCCUCUGUACUGCCCACGCAUCGGCAAAUGUGAUCUCCGACACCGCGAGAUCUUCGGCUAUUGGAACUACGGUGAUGUUCGGCAAUGUUGCACCUGGUCAUUCUUACCUUUUGAUGGGCCCAACUACCCCUAUUGGUAAUGGGCUGAACUUGGCAACUUCAAGCACCACUCUCCUUCUUGGGGCUGGUCUAUGGGCCUAUAUUACAUGGGAUAACCGGCGCCGUGCGCGCAUCGAUGUCCACAGCGCCUUGGCGGGACUUUCCCAGCAACAGAUUCAGGACAUGGACUGGCGCAACCCUGGGUUCCGCUGGCGACCAUAG
Molecule: messenger RNA, 1533 nt
Organism: Penicillium mononematosum
Lineage: Eukaryota; Fungi; Ascomycota; Eurotiomycetes; Eurotiales; Aspergillaceae
Product: putative MFS transporter
Exons: 5
Coding region: 1-1533 (510 amino acids)
Biological process (GO): transmembrane transport
Cellular component (GO): membrane
Molecular function (GO): transmembrane transporter activity
Source: RefSeq, a predicted model, not a curated record